UGCAAACUCGUUCACAAGAGAAAACAAAAAAAAAUAUCAUUCAAAAAUCACACAAAAAUAUAUUCAUGAAGCCGUGAAAAAGUCCAAUUGUGUAACAGAUAUUUCAUAAUGCCUCCGAAGAUACCGGAAAUCAUAAUGAUGGAUAUGGUCAAAAUGUUUGAGAAUCCUAAGAAACAGUAUAUCAAAUUUUGCAAGGACAUCCGGCAGGAUAUAGAGACCAAAAGCUUCAAGACUUUUACAUCUCGGCUUAAUUGCUUCAUUGACAUGCUGUGUAGUGAUGACAUAUCAAAGGAGACUGCGACCAUGAAAAUCGAAGAGUUUGUCAAUCAAGGAAUGGUGGAAAUAAUGCUGUGGGAUGCAUUUGUUAAUUUGAUCAGUCAACCAGUAAGUCCAACAAUAACAAAUGCUUUGGUGGCUCUAUUACAAACCCUCUGUAACAUUACUGAUAAUUCAAUAAGUGCUGCCAAGGAACAAGUCUGCGUCUUCUUGCCAUACUUGCUAAGGGAUGUGAUUAGUAAUGAGAAGAACGAACAUCGCCUGAGGAUUGAGGGAACCAAACUGAUCAAUCAUCUGUUGGAGCAGAAUCCAAUUGAGCUGCGUGAACAAAUUGAGAAACUAAAAAACCAAAGAACUAUUCGUGAAGAUGUUGGUACUCUCAUCACUAAUGCUGCCGAUUUUGAGCUUCAAGCUCAAGUUCUCGAAAUGGUGUUUAGACUUGUUCCUGCAUCAGAAAGGAUCGAAUGCGUUUCUUCUUGGUUCGAAAAUGAAGAUCUUCAGAAUCUUUUCCUGAAUAUCGAGGACAAAGCGUUUGAAGCUGGAUGCAGAAAAUUUUUAAACAAGACAAAUGAGAAUAAAAAAGGUGUGUUUUCGAUACCCUGUCAGAUGGUACUCUUUGGAUCUCAACAAAUUCCUCUUGCCAAGGAUGUUGGAUCUGGUAACCAUUGGCUUGAUUUCAAUCUUGGUAGCAAGACGCUUAAGUUCUUUUUUGAAGAGAAAGAAGACAUUCCUUCCGAAGACGAGGAUGAUGAUAUUUGGUGGCGUACAGUCACUAUUGAGCUUGAUAAUGUGGUUGACUGCAAACUGCUUGAGCAAGAAGAUGCUAUUAUUUUAAAGAUAACGUUAAAGGACAACGUCACAAGCCUGGUCCCCUCUUGGUCACCUACUGAUGUUCGUGUUAUCCAAAUUAAAUUUGGGUCUGAUUGUGAUGUUGAUAAGCUCAGAGAGGUAUUAGAAAGGUUCUCUUGGAUCCGUCCAGAUCGAUUCUCUUCAUCUCCUAAAGCAUCGGUUUCGAUCUUCUCAGUGCACCUGGCUGAUAGACAGAAAGGACAAAUGACGGUAGUACCAACCAUGGAUUCAAAGCCACCAGAAGUUUUGGUGGAAGAAGACAGUAUUGAAGAUGAAGUUCUCGUCAACCACAGUGAUAUCACGGUCUCUUUGGAUGACAAAGGAAUGGAAGAGAGUGAAGAACUCUUGCCUGCUCUAGACAAACCACAAGAGCAGCUAGACAAAACUAAACCUGAAAGUCAGGUGUAUCCAGUAGAGAAAACUGACGACUUGCAACCAACGGAUUCUCAAGAACUUAAAGCUGAUUAUUCUUCCCGCGAUGUCAACGACAUUGUCGAUCAAAGGUCGUUAAGGUCUUCAAAUACCAAAACUGCAGAAGACAAUCUAGAACAGAACCAGAAGACAAUUGAUAAAGAUGAUAUAGGUAGAAGCACCAACCCUGUUGGCGAGAAUGAUGACUUGAAUAAAGCACAAGACGCUAUUGAAGACGAGCACAACGAAAAAAACAUUGGGGAAGAAAAGCAGAAGCGAAAAGCUCGUGAUAAGAACACGAAAGCUAGUGCUAGUAUUCCCCCUAAAAAGACAAGUCAUUCAAACGAUGAGUCAGAGAGUGGUACAGAGUCGUGCGCGUCAACACGUUCCUCGAGGCGUAGUCCACGUGGACGCGCGAGCAGCAAGAGAACCAAUUCACCUCUACCUGUAGAGAUUAUUAAGAGUGAUAGGAGAAAGUCCACAUCGAGCUCUGACAAAAGCUCAACAGACAGUGAAAACGAAAAAAAUGAUUCUCUAGAGCCUAAGAAACUCAAGACCUAUCCUAGUGCUUUUAACGUUGCCAAAAGAAUGGAAGCAAAGAAAAACACCAUGUUAACAAAUAAUUCACAGGAAAUCAAGAAGAAGGUGUUUGGACAGAGGGGAUCUUCUUUUGGCCAGAAAACAUCACUUCACAUAAUGGCACCAGCGCGUCGUUCGGAUCAUUUCAAGGGAAGGAAACCAGCUGCCUUACAAGAUAAACAGCCUUCCAAGAAACAUUUCCAAAAUAAGGACACUAGAACAAAAAAACAGGCAACAGAACAAGAAAACAGUGAUUCUGAUCAUACAACCAAAGAAGACAACGAGAAAGAAGUCAUUCAGGACUCAUUCCCUAUUGAUGAUAGCCCCGAGGAACCUGGUCCAAAGGCUAAGCACAGUUUAGUUCCGUGUAAGUCUGUAAGGGAAAAAAGAAUUCCAAGGGACACUGCAGCAUUCCAGCAAGGUAGAAAGAAAAGAGCAUCUGUUAGUCCUGGACUGAGUGCUAUUACAGAAGAAAAAUCACCAGUCGAUAUUCCGUUAGUUAAAAAGACUCCUCAAGCUACGCGUGCACCAGCCAAGGAUAAACCAGCUGAAUCAUCUGAGAGCCGUACUAAGAAGCGAGGAAGAGAAGUCGAAGCUUUCGGAGAUAACGAGAAAGCACAAGAAUCUGGAAACACAUCAGAAGAUACACUUCUUUACGAAGCAGCCUCUAAAAGAAAGACAAGAAGUAAUGCAAAAACCUCAGACCAAUCAAAAGCAUCGAGAAGUAAUAAGGUGGACUCAGCAAAGGAACGUAACAAGCACUCAACCAAACUAAAGGAAAAACAAGACAAAAUAGACUUUGAACGAGAGUUUGACUUUGAUUUACCGGAUCUCACAGUGAUGCCCGCAGAAAAACCUUUGGUUGGAGAGGGGGAAAAACUUGGACAAGAAAGCGCGGCGUUACCAAGCAACACUUUCUCUUUUGAAGAUAACCGCAAAUCACGUGACAAAUCCGCAGCGGAUGAAAAAGGGAUGCCAUUAGAUGAUGAUGAUGAAGAUGACGUGGUAUACAUGCCUUUUCAGGAGUAUACCAUGGCAGAAACCCGCGAUAAACCACAAGACACGUCAAGUGGUAAGACAGGUGACAGGGAGAGAAUUGAAGAGGAUUUCGAUAGUGUGCUUUAUCAAGAAGACAGCACCGAUAAGAAGAAAUCCAAACCCUUUGAAAACAGUAAGUCAAGAAAUUUAAGAAAAAAGAAAGAAAAUUCAAAACAGCUGCGUCAACGGUUGUCCAAAAGAGGCUUUUCUGAAGACGAUCUUGACGAGGAUAGCGACCUUCCAAACGAGUAUAAGUCACCUAAACGCAGAAAGACAUAUGGAAAGAACCAGACACAAAAGUAUUCAAGUAAACUGGAAGAGAACUGGACAAAAGAUACGGACAAGGAAAACAAGAAAAGGACAACUGACGUUCCUCGCAUGGGGUGGCAGAUAUCAUCCAAGGAAGGCACAUCGAAAUCAAUACAGCUAAAGUCAUCACCUAGACCGUCAAACAAGAGUGAUGAAGAGUUUCAGUCGGGAUACGAGAGUGAUGAUCGUGAUCGCGAUCCACCUGAAUAUCAUCAGAGAUACACAGAAGCGUAUUCAAAUAAGAGACAAGCAGCAAGAAAUCCACAAAGUCGCAAAGGGAAAGGAGAACAGCUGGAAAGUAAAAAACAAUCCAAGUCAGUAAGUAAACCAAAGAACCGAGUUGAAGACAUGGAGGAGGAGGACGACGACGAUGAAGAAACCAAUGAAGUUCUUAAACUACGGAGGUUUUGUCAGGAUAUUACUGCUUCUAAAUCUUCAACACCCGCGUCAGAGCUUCCAUUAAGAAAGCGGCGAGAUGAGGAGACUGAAGAUGGAAAGCCAGCAAAGAAGUUAAAAGACUCUAAGAUACAAAGCAAGUAUAAUGAGCAGAUGUCAGAUAAGUCUGGAAAAAACUCUCCGAAGCAUUUAAAACAUCAUGGUAAAAAUGUGGAGACUUUUGCUGACCACAGUGUGCCCCGAUCAAGACUUAACAUGAAUGAGAGCCGGUUUGGACCACGUCAAGUAAACACAUCCAAGUAUGAAACACCACGCACCACCCCUGGUCGAUUGAACGAUUCAGGUCUUGGGCGAAGUAUCGGGACAGGGUCUCGAAAGCGCACAUCGGUAACGUCCAGCACAGCAUCAACCACACCUAAAGGACGCAAGAAAGGGGAACUUCGAGUUACAACGUCUAUUUCCAAGACGCCUAUCACUCCAAGGACAUCAGCUAUCAUGAAAAGAAUUGACGAGGAAGAGGACUUCGGACAUUCUAAGAAACCAAGGCAAAUUUUCGUGGAUUGGACAUCGUCAGGUCCAUCCAGAACGGUUUCCACUCCAUAUCAAGAUCCCUAUAGUCCUGAAAUCAACAACGACGAUCACCAGGACCGUGAACAGAAGAGGGCACAUGAGCGCCUUAUAGGCAAGGGAGACCAUAACCCCAAUAUCAAACCACGACAGUUGUUCAGACAAGUUGUCAAUGAGCACUCACCUGAAGAGGAACUAGAAGAAGAAACGCUUUAUGACCAAUCUUCCUCGUAUGAGGAUAUGAGAGACAUAUCAGACAUGUUAUCUGGUCUAGGGGGAAAUCUAACGGAGCGAUUACGACGCAAGCGACAUAACUUACAACGGUUCUGUAAGAGAACGAUGGAUGUGACUAUUGAGACCAUCAAUAGACAUUUUGAACAGAAUUUAUCAAACAGGGAUAAGAUAAUUGACUCAUUUAACGAUCAGUUUCUGGAGGAGAUCAAGAUUCUAAAGGAUGAAAUGGACAAGGCUAAGAAAACCGAGGAACAGAUUCUAGCAAGGAUAGAAGAAGAUAUAAAAAUACUGAAGACGCGAAGAAUCUUACAGGAAAAUAAGAUCAAAGGUCUUCGUAACCUGUGUGUGGAAUUCCAGAACGAGAUGAUCAAGGGCAGUGACAGCCAACCAGAUCACCAAGACGCAUUCCAAGAUGAGAUUCGUCAAGAGCUUACACACAUCCAACAACAUUUCCUGUUAGAAGCGCAAAAACAAGAUCGUGAGAAUCUCAGACGUUCACUUAGAUCUGUCCUUGAUGCAACCACUAUGUGAUCUAUUCGAUCCAACUAAGCACUUUGUUCCAGUUAUUCGUUAUGAAAGACCUGGGUUGUGGUUCGAACUGUAGUCUUUUAUGCACUACGGAACAGAGUCCGUACUGACUGAGAAAAAUGUACCUUGGGCACGUCACGUGUACGAUACCCUAGGGCCUGUGCUCAAGUGUUUUUUACAGUCUUUCGAAAGCUGCUCUAGCAUGGUAUAUGCUAUGCUAUUUGCAUUAAGUAGCCUAAAGGUAUCACAAGAGAAAAUCCAAGAGUCUCGAGCUAGCUUUUCAACCUGUUGCUUUUUAAAACCAAAUGACGUCAUAUUUUGAAUGACGUCAAAGAUGACGUCACUUUCUCUUGAGCUUUUCAGUGCACAUACCUUUGUGUAAUAUUGCCAUAUGUCGAGAGAAUUAUCCGAAAGCAGAGAGCAUCUUGUAAACUGACUUUCCAUUGCUCAUACAUUUAUCUGUUUAGAUUUAAUUUUAAAAUAGUAGUUAUUGUUUUCUUGAACCAAAUUUAUACAGAUUUACAAAACAAGAAAUGGUUUCUUAACGCUUUUAAAGGAAUUUGCGUUGAAGUUAGUGUCAUAAGUGAGCUCAUGGUACUAUAUGGUGGGAUUUAAUAGGAAAUUAACCAAAAGUCACAUAUUUAAAACUAUAUGCAUCUGAAAAAUUCAUCCCGGCACUGCCCUGGGUACAUCACAUAAUACUAGAGUAAUGCAUCAUCUUUUAAUGUCCUUGAUAUUACAUAAAAUGUUUUAACUUCAAUGCUUUAUGCCUGGUGAUAAAAAAUCGGGUUGGAAUACAUGAUUUACCUUUCGAAAA
Actinia tenebrosa (Australian red waratah sea anemone) is the source of this 6004-nucleotide messenger RNA. RefSeq lists its product as uncharacterized. Lineage: Eukaryota; Metazoa; Cnidaria; Anthozoa; Actiniaria; Actiniidae. The record is from RefSeq and is a predicted model, not a curated record.